AUGGUGGUAUCCUGGGGAGUAAUUAAAGGCUCUGGUUACAAAGAAACUUUGCUCGUGGCCUGGCUGAGAGUGGACACGCAAACCAUCCUGACCAUACAUAGUCAUGUGAUAACCAAGAAUCAUCGAAUCGCAGUGACGCACAGCGAACACAGGACUUGGUAUUUGCACAUCAAGGAUGUCAGGGAAUCGGAUCGGGGUUAUUACAUGUGUCAAAUUAACACGGACCCCAUGAAGAGUCAAGUCGGCUAUUUGGACGUGGUUGUUCCUCCCGAUAUCCUCGACUACCCGACGAGCACCGAUAUGGUGGUGAGGGAGGGCUCUAAUGUCAGUUUACGAUGUGCAGCUAGGGGAUCCCCCGAGCCGACCAUAGCCUGGCGCAGAGAAGGUGGCGAAGCCAUCCCCCUUGGGAACGGACAGGAAGAAUUUACUGAAACUGCAAGGCAACAAUAA
This is a messenger RNA of Nicrophorus vespilloides, 450 nucleotides long. RefSeq names its product neuronal growth regulator 1-like. Bases 1 to 450 code for a protein of 149 amino acids. NCBI's taxonomy places the organism in Eukaryota, Metazoa, Arthropoda, Insecta, Coleoptera, Silphidae. Gene Ontology annotation, cellular component: neuron projection. The record is from RefSeq and is a predicted model, not a curated record. The transcript is spliced from 4 exons.